This is a messenger RNA of Equus quagga, 703 nucleotides long. RefSeq names its product small nuclear ribonucleoprotein D3 polypeptide (gene SNRPD3). Bases 153 to 533 code for a protein of 126 amino acids. Gene Ontology annotation, biological process: spliceosomal snRNP assembly; RNA processing. Gene Ontology annotation, cellular component: spliceosomal tri-snRNP complex; catalytic step 2 spliceosome; U2 snRNP. Gene Ontology annotation, molecular function: RNA binding. The transcript is spliced from 4 exons. NCBI's taxonomy places the organism in Eukaryota, Metazoa, Chordata, Mammalia, Perissodactyla, Equidae. The record is from RefSeq and is a predicted model, not a curated record.
GCGGGCCCUGCACGGGGCAUUUUGGGAACGCGUGGUAUUCUGGGAGCCCGGCGCCCCGCCAUUCGCUUGUCCCGCGUCUUGGCGUUGUCGCCUGAGUCUCCGCCGCCCCAGAAAGGAAGAGGAGGCCGGAACCGAACUCUCUUCCUGCCAAGAUGUCUAUUGGUGUGCCAAUCAAAGUCCUACACGAGGCCGAGGGCCACAUUGUGACAUGUGAGACAAACACCGGUGAGGUGUAUCGUGGGAAGCUCAUUGAAGCGGAGGACAACAUGAACUGCCAGAUGUCCAACAUCACAGUCACAUACAGAGAUGGCCGAGUGGCACAGCUGGAGCAGGUGUACAUCCGCGGCAGCAAGAUCCGCUUCCUGAUUUUGCCUGACAUGCUGAAAAACGCACCUAUGUUAAAGAGCAUGAAAAAUAAAAACCAAGGCUCGGGGGCCGGUCGGGGAAAAGCUGCUAUUCUGAAGGCCCAAGUGGCUGCGAGAGGAAGAGGACGUGGAAUGGGACGUGGAAACAUCUUCCAGAAGCGAAGAUAAAUUUAUCUAUUGAACAGAACUUUGCCUCUAUUUUUUUUUUUUUUUAGGUUAUCUCAGUUCGGGGGUGGGGGGUGUGUGCUUAUGUAUGUGUCCUAGGUUUUCUUUUGUCAACUUUCUCUUUAGAUCAGAGGAAAUGUUAAACUAAAUAAAUAUGAUUGGUUUGGUUUGGU